GGAAAACGAGGCACCGAGAAGUUAAGGAACUUGCUCAAGGUCACAGAAUUUGAACUCAGGCCACAGAUGCUGGAGCAACUGGAGAAAGUCCUCAUCGCCCCAUAUCACCCACCACCGACCCCCAGCGGAACGUGACCCCCGCCAGGACGGAGGCCGGCAACUGGGGGGCUGGAGCAUGGGACCCCAGACCACGGACUCAGGCCUGCGCAGCUUCCCGGCUUCUGGGCUCCCCGCCAACCUCCUUCGCGGGCCGCUGAGAAGCCAGGGGAGGGGUUCACUCUCAGGGGCGCACAAAGUCAUGAAAACCUUACUUCAGCCUCUGAAGAUGCGGAACUGACCGACCUAUCGUCUUGGGACCCAACAGUGCGCUUGGGUGCACCAGCCUCCUUAACGUUGGUGCCAGCUCCCUCCCGCCUCCUUCCCAUCCCAGAGGGCCCCCUCGCCCUGGGCCGCACGUGCCUCUGGCAGCUCGAAGAAGCUGUCGGGGCUUGCAGGAGAGCGCGCAAACUGAAACCAAAACAGGCCGACGCGAGGAACGUCCGGGUGGGACUGCAGACCCGCGGGAGCACAGCGCCUGGGCCAGGGCCUGGGAGCCUGGGCUCCGCCCCGCGCUCCCCUGCACCCUUUCCCCACGCUGCUCCCCUCUUCCUAAGCGUCUCCCCCUCUCCCGGGGAGGAGAAGAAGGGGUGGGACCGGGCGGGCUCCGGGAAGGGGCCCUGGAGGAAUGGAUGGUGGCCGAAGGGCGGAGCAGGGGCGGGGCUCGCGGAGACUCCAAGGGGCGCCCCGGGCGUGAGGCACCCACUCUGGGAGCACAGAGAACUCAGGUAGUCGGGCUAGAUGGCGGCGCGCAGCCUGGGCCGCGGCGUCGGGAGGCUGCUGGGCAGCCUGCGAGGGCUCUCGGGGCAGCCCGCGCGGCCGCUGUGUCGGGUGAGCGCGCCGCGCAGGGCGGCCUCGGGACCCUCGGGCAGCGCCCCCGCAGUUGCUGCAGCCUCACAGCCCGGCUCGUACCCCGCGCUGAGUGCACAGGCAGCCCGGGAGCCGGCCGCCUUCUGGGGGCCUCUGGCGCGGGACACUCUAGUGUGGGACACCCCCUACCACACCAUCUGGGACUGCGACUUCAGCACUGGCAAGAUCGGCUGGUUCCUGGGAGGCCAGUUAAACGUCUCUGUCAACUGCUUGGACCAGCAUGUUCGGAAGUCCCCCGAGAGCGUUGCGUUGAUCUGGGAGCGCGAUGAGCCUGGAACGGAAGUGAGGAUCACCUACAGGGAACUGCUGGAGACCACGUGCCGCCUGGCCAACACGCUGAAGAGGCAUGGAGUCUGCCGUGGGGACUGCGUUGCCAUCUACAUGCCCGUGUCCCCUCUGGCUGUGGCAGCAAUGCUGGCCUGUGCCAGGAUCGGAGCUAUCCACACAGUCAUCUUUGCUGGCUUCAGUGCGGUGUCCUUGGCUGGGAGGAUCAAUGAUGCCAAGUGCAAGGUGGUUAUCACCUUCAACCAAGGACUCCGGGGUGGGCGCGUGAUGGAGCUGAAGAAAAUAGUGGACGAGGCUGUGAAGCACUGCCCCACCGUGCAGCGUGUCCUGGUGGCUCACAGGACAGACAACAAGGUCCACAUGGGGGAUCUGGACGUCCCGCUGGAGCAGGAAAUGGCCAAGGAGGACCCUGUAUGCGCCCCAGAGAGCAUGGGCAGCGAGGACAUGCUCUUCAUGCUGUACACCUCAGGGAGCACUGGAAUGCCCAAGGGCAUCGUCCAUACCCAGGCAGGCUACCUGCUCUAUGCCGCCCUGACCCACAAGCUUGUGUUCGACCACCGGCCAGGUGACAUCUUCGGCUGUGUGGCUGACAUUGGCUGGAUUACAGGACACAGCUACGUGGUGUAUGGGCCUCUCUGCAAUGGUGCCACCAGUGUCCUUUUUGAGAGCACCCCAGUUUACCCCAAUGCUGGUCGCUACUGGGAGACAGUAGAGAGGUUGAAGAUCAAUCAGUUCUAUGGCGCUCCAACGGCUGUCCGGCUGUUGCUGAAACACGGUGAUGCUUGGGUGAAGAAGUACGAUCGCUCCUCCCUGCGGACCCUGGGGUCAGUGGGAGAGCCCAUCAACUGUGAGGCCUGGGAGUGGCUUCACAGGGUGGUGGGGGACAGCAGGUGCACGCUGGUGGACACCUGGUGGCAGACAGAAACGGGUGGCAUCUGCAUCGCACCACGGCCCUCGGAAGAAGGGGCGGAAAUCCUCCCUGGCAUGGCAAUGAGGCCCUUCUUUGGCAUCAUCCCCGUCCUCAUGGAUGAGAAGGGCAGUGUCGUGGAGGGCAGCAACGUCUCCGGGGCCCUGUGCAUCUCUCAGGCCUGGCCGGGCAUGGCCAGGACCAUCUAUGGCGACCACCAGCGAUUUGUGGACGCCUACUUCAAGGCCUACCCAGGUUAUUACUUCACUGGAGACGGGGCUUACCGAACUGAGGGCGGCUAUUACCAGAUCACAGGGCGGAUGGAUGAUGUCAUCAACAUCAGUGGCCACCGGCUGGGGACUGCAGAGAUUGAGGACGCCAUCGCUGACCACCCUGCAGUGCCGGAAAGUGCUGUCAUUGGCUACCCCCACGACAUCAAAGGAGAAGCUGCCUUUGCCUUCAUUGUGGUGAAAGAUAGUGCAGGUGACUCAGAUGUGGUGGUGCAGGAGCUCAAGUCCAUGGUGGCCACCAAGAUUGCCAAAUAUGCUGUGCCUGAUGAGAUCCUGGUGGUGAAACGUCUUCCAAAAACCAGGUCUGGGAAGGUCAUGCGGCGGCUCCUGAGGAAGAUCAUCACUAGUGAGACCCAGGAGCUGGGGGACACUACCACCCUGGAGGACCCCAGCAUCAUCACGGAGAUCCUGAGUGCCUACCAGAAGUGCAAGGACAAGCAGGCUGCCGCUAAGUGAGCUGGCGCUUUGAGGGGCUCUUAGGAGGGGCGGGCACCCAGGCCCUGGCUUGUCCUUCCCAGAGGGUACCCCUGAGGUUGGCAUCUUCCUAAGUCCCAGAAGCAGCCCCCACCCCACACAUGACCCACACCGCCCUCACGUGAAGCUGGGCUGAGAGCCCUUUCUCCCAUCCAUUGGAGGUCCCAGGAGUAUCACCCAUGGAGAGGCUAUGCAACAUGCUAGGGCUGGUUCUGUCAUCCUGAGUUUGGUCUCCUGGAAUGAAAAGGCAUUGCCGCCGGGCGCGGUGGCUCAAGCCUGUAAUCCCAGCACGCUGGGAGGCCGAGACAGGCGGAUCACGAAGUCAGGAGAUCGAGACCAUCCUGGCUAACCCGGUGAAACCCCGUCUCUACUAAAAAA
Piliocolobus tephrosceles (Ugandan red Colobus) is the source of this 3300-nucleotide messenger RNA. RefSeq names its product acyl-CoA synthetase short chain family member 1 (gene ACSS1). The record is from RefSeq and is a predicted model, not a curated record. Gene Ontology annotation, molecular function: acetyl-CoA synthetase activity; AMP binding. Gene Ontology annotation, cellular component: mitochondrion. Lineage: Eukaryota; Metazoa; Chordata; Mammalia; Primates; Cercopithecidae. The transcript is spliced from 14 exons. Bases 838 to 2904 code for a protein of 688 amino acids.